This is a messenger RNA of Exophiala viscosa, 3396 nucleotides long. RefSeq lists its product as uncharacterized. The transcript has 4 exons. The coding region runs from base 1 to 3396 and encodes 1131 amino acids. The record is from RefSeq and is a predicted model, not a curated record. Gene Ontology annotation, biological process: wybutosine biosynthetic process; tRNA methylation. NCBI's taxonomy places the organism in Eukaryota, Fungi, Ascomycota, Eurotiomycetes, Chaetothyriales, Herpotrichiellaceae. Gene Ontology annotation, molecular function: protein binding; tRNA methyltransferase activity.
AUGCAUUCCUCAGAGAAUCAUGACGAUAGCGGCGAGGAAGAUGCCACGAAAUUGGAAAGAAAUGCCGGGCUCUUGAUGGCUACAAACAAUGCAACCAUUGCAUUCAAAGCCAGCACAGAGCGACUAUACUUGCCAGAACCACAUUUCUACAGAUUUUUAGCAAAGAAUCCCAUAAAGACCUCACCAGCUAUCAAUAGGGGAUACUGGCUCCGGAUGAAAGCCGUCGAGUGGGUUGUUCGUCAAUUUCUGGAAAAGCCGACCGGUCAGAAGAAGGUCAUUGUCAACUUGGGCUGUGGAUACGACCCUCUGCCGUUUCAAUGGCUUGCUCGAGAGAAACCUCUGUGCUCCAACACCAAAUUUGUUGACGUUGACUACGAGCCCUUGCUGGAGACAAAACGUGGGAUCAUCGCAAAUCAUACCGAGAUGAGAGAUCUGCUGCAUAGUCAUGUGGCGAACCCAUAUCCUGCGGACCCUGCCAUCCUCCUCGAUAGCCAGGAAUAUUCUGCAAUCGGCUGCGACCUACGGAAUUUACCUAAGUUACGAAGCCUACUUGCUUCCGUUGUCAGCCUAGAAGACAGCAUCGUCCUUUGCAUCGCCGAAGACACCACGUCUUACAUGCGGACUGAAGCAGCCGAUGCUCUUGUAGCUUGGACCUCAACCUUGUCUGCUGAUGUCACACUCUGCGACCUUGAACCAUGCAGUCCUGAUCAGCCAGAUAAUCCCUUCACAGCGAAGAUGACAAGUUACUAUACUAAGCAGGGAACUCCAUUGCGAUCCAAUUUCAAGUACUGUGGUCGUCAUACUCACACUCAACGCUUGGUCGAAGCAGGUUUUACAAACAUUGAGUACCAGAAUCUCUGGGAGCUAUGGGCAGAUCCACGCUUUCUUUCAUUAUCUCAGCGCAUGGCUCUAGAUCACAUAGAACCUUUCGAUGACUGGGAGGAAUUUGCGCUCUUCGCCAGCCACUACGCUCUUGUUGUGGCUCAUAACCGGGAGGAUCACGUUCUACCAGAGUUAAAUUCCUCUCGCAGGAAUUCUGACGCCAGCGACGAGUCUAAUAUAUCAGCAAGGACUUCGUCUCCAAACAAUCCUGAUACUCAGUUGACCGCAUUCCGCUACUAUCGAGCGCCCGGGAAUCUAUGCGAGCGACACCAUGGUUCAGCUUACCCUAUUCCUGGGUCCCACGCCAUAGCCAUCUAUGGAGGACAAGGACCAGAAUCUUGUCGAGCAACAAGUGCGGUAUGCCGACCACGCUACUUGACGGAGGAAACGCCCACUGUUCUACCACCUGAAGUUGCUGCGCGCUGCUGUCAUGUGUGCACACCUAUGAGUAAUGGAGACAUCAUGCUCGUCGGCGGUCGCGCAUCUCCUAGCUCCCCACUGAGGGAUUGCUGGUUACAAAAAGGCGAUACGUGGCAUCGAAUCCAUGAUUUACCCGAACCGCGUUACCGAUGUCGGAUCGUCUCAGUCACCUUACCAGAUAAUGUUUUCGGAGCUGUGUGCUUAGGCGGCAAGACGGGUCCCAGCAACGUUGCCACUGACAUACUGCUUUGGGAACCAGGUAAUGGCUGGCGUGUUCUUCCCAGUCUGCGAAAUCACCCGGUUCCAAGAUUCGGCCCAAAUUUCAUUCGACUUGGCUUCAACCAUGGAUUACUCUUCGGUGGGAUGCGACAAGACGGUGUCGUCUGCCAGGAUUUCUGGCGCUGGAAGCUGGUCAUCCGUGACAAUGUCGUCAUGGGAAUCUCGUUUCGUCCCUCUCAUGCUUUUGAUGCGAGCAUCGGAGCUUAUCCCUGGUUUGCCAGGUUUGGGGCUUCAUACGGCUUCGUUCAGGAUACUUUACUCGUUAUUGGCGGCAUUGCCAAAGGCGGCUGCAUUCCCAAGCCGUACGAAAUUCUGUCAUUGACUGGUAGUUUCGCCACCUUACACGACGAACCGAGGGAUCCUAAUCUGCGAGUGUCGUCGGUAGAGCCUGUCAGAUCGCCCGACUGUCCUCGACCCUUCCUGAUCGGACAUUCAACUCAAAGGACACAAACAGGCAUGUUUGUCAUCAUAAGCGGCGGCGCAACCUGCUUCCAUUUCGGCAAAUAUUUCAACAAAGGUAUAUGGGUUUUGCAUGAUAAAGAGGCAGGCAUCUCUGCGGACUGGAUUGUUGUUCCCAGUCGGCCAUCAGCGGCUCCUGGAACUGGCUCUGAACCAAGUAUCAAUGGUGCCGAUCCUCAGCCCGAGGGCUAUCUGAUCAGAAGAGUCCUCUUGAGGCAUGCGAACGAGUUCUUGUAUGGUGUCCGACGGUGCAGACCGCUUGUUAUGGCUGGACUGCACUUUGGUUCGUGUACACAACUGUGGACAUUGCAGUAUCUUAGGGAGAAGACCGCUCCUCCAAAUUCCUCUCGAGGUCAAAGCACGCAGAUUGGCGCCGCAACUACGACGCAUGCCGCUGUCCAUACCUUGCUCAAGCGAACCAUCAUUCUGUCGUCGAACUUCUACCCUAACACUCCUACCACGGACAUGCUAGCUCAGAAGGCCCUCAACCUCGAGGAAGUGCCAACAAUCGCUCCCGAUUUCCGCAUACCUGCUCAAAUGAAGCCGGUGGAAGGUCACAUUCAGUCUUUACAUUUUCAUGUGAACAACGGCAUAAUGACCUCACCCAGAUAUAGCGUAACGAGCACCGUUGUCUUCCAGAUCCGCGGAGCCAGAAAGUUGGUUCUCUUCCCACCAACCGACAUUACAGAACUUGCUUACCCACCCGGGUCAACCACAAGCGAGCAACGCGUUUUCAGCAAUACUGGACGUGGUCUGCGGUAUUCGCUACACGCUCCUAUGCAAACAGAUCCUCAUCUAGCAGUGUUACAGCCUGGAGACGCCAUCCUCAUUCCUCCAUUCUGGUCCUAUGCGCAUGUACCGCUGUUUCCUAAGGCCAGAAGUAAUGGCAUGGCACGACAGACCAACAAUGGCGGCGAACAUGCUACUAGUCAGAACGGAUACACUUCAGCAGACAGUUCCACGUCAGUGUCAUCGGUCUCCAGCUCCUCAGAAUACGGUUAUAAAGCCGUAAGCCUUCAUGUUCCCGCGGCCAGCAUGGUUGAGCCACGUCAGGUCCAUCAUCUCGAUGUUGCAGUCAGCAUCUCAUUUCCCAACCUGGAUCGGUCUCAGUACACUGCACGACUCGAAGAUGGCGAAAUUGGUCUCGCAGCCUAUGAAGACGGGAGACGUACGCUUGAUAAACUUGUCAAGAGCUUCAUACGUCCCUCUCGUAAACUCAUCGGACACAAGACCGAUACGCCCGUCUCCACGGACUCUGGUGAUACCCUCAUUCUGGACAGCAUUCCGAAGGAUGUUGCCAAAGCCUCUUUGAAAAGGUUGGGGAGGGAGUUGUUAAUGAAAGCCGACGAGCUGUGA